AUGGUUGAAAGUGCUGAUCAGUCGGCAGAACAAAUCGAAACAAGAAAUGCAGAUCAAAGAAUCAGGACAGCAGAGAGUCGUGCACAAGAACAGCGUGACGAACGUCUGCGACAGACUAUUACGAGAACAAGAGCAGCACGAGAGCAAGACAUAGCUACAGCACGAGUACAAGAACCACAGAGGCAGCGGGCCAGCCGCGCAUCACCACGAGCACCAUUUGUUCGUCUUGCUUAUGCUGCUUACAUUGAAAUUGUUCCGUUUCAAAGGACUACGUCGGAGAAAGAAAGUAUCACGCAAUCAGUUCUAGAGCCAGCUGCUUCAAGUUCCAAUGAGACACCUUGCAUUGGUGUUGUUGAUGAACUUAAAUCAGUUCAAUCUGAUUCCGAAACCGUUAUUCCUUCGACGAGUAGUUCUCAAAGUACGUCAAAACCGUUGGAUAAAGCUUUAGAUUCUGACACGGAAGUAAUCCCUAUUAAACGUCAAAAAUCUAUCAAGACCAGUUUUCAAGAAAUCUCCUGUUAUUCAGAAUCCGGCAUGAAAACAAGAAAACUUAACAAUUGCGUAACUGUUCAUUUUAAUAGAAAUGAACACAACGGCGUGUACGAACUCGAUGAAAGACAUACGUCACAAUAUAUUUCUCAAAUGCUUUUAAAAACUUGUGCAGAAUGGGGUAUUAAAAAAGAUAAUGUGACGGCUGUUGUAACCGAUAAUGCUGCCAAUAUGGUGAAAACCGUAGAAUUGACGUUUGUCCGCCGCAUAUUUUCCAAAAUGACUUCAGCAGGUGUCGCAGGAGAACCUGUGGCACGGGAAGUGCAAAGACUGGCUCCGCAAGAAAUUACGAAAAGAAUGGGUUCCAUUGAACAUGUAACUCCUCUUGCUAUAGCAAACAUUUUAGACCCAAGUUUUAAAAAAAAUCACUUUAACGAUGCAAUAGCUUGUAGCAAUGCUGUAUGGAAAAUCAAAGAUUUAAUGACGCCUCAUUUGCGUCAAAUUGAAGAAAUCAAGUCGGACUCGGAUAAGUCUGAUAAAAGUGAAGAGACAUUUUCAUUAUGGAGUGACUAG
Messenger RNA from Parnassius apollo (apollo), 1062 nucleotides. NCBI's taxonomy places the organism in Eukaryota, Metazoa, Arthropoda, Insecta, Lepidoptera, Papilionidae. The record is from the annotation of a GenBank genome assembly.